ACAGCUUAUGCAAAAGCUCCAUCUUACUGGGAAACGAACCCAGUUCCUCUUAUGCACUAUGGGGCAAGAAAGGGUGGUGCCAGCAUAUUCACUCACAGGACUGGAAGUGUCUGGUAUUAAUGGUAAUGUCUUCCAUGAACUCCCUCAAACCCUAACACAAAAGAAAAUGCCCGUAAACACUGAUAACAUUGUUACUGCUGAAACUCUGGUAAAAUGGCCAUACCUGGUAGGGUUAACACCUCCCAAGAUAGAAGCUAACGUAGACCUGUUGAUUGGAAGCAACGCACCAAGGUUGUUGGAACCUUGGGAGGUUAUUAAUAGCCGUGGGAAUGGCCCAUAUGCUAUAAGGACCGUGCUGGGAUGGGUCAUUAAUGGUCUUGUGCAUGGAGAAGACUCCUGUCUUAAUGCUGAAUGUAGGUCAGCUGUAGUUAACAGGAUUUCAGUAUGUAAAUUGGAGGAAAUGCUGAAUAACCAGUAUAAUCAUGACUUUAACGAAAGAGUCACAGAAGAGAAAGGGCUAUCAAGGGAAGACAAGAAGUUCAUGGAUAUUGUGGAAAGAUCUGUAACACUUAAAGACAACCAUUAUCAAAUUAAACUGCCUCUUAAGAAAGACGUGCAUCUGCCCAAUAACUUUGCUGUGGCAAAACAAAGGUUAACAAGUCUAAAACGAAAGUUUCUGCAGAAUGAACAUUUCUUCAAAGAGUACCGCAAUAAAGUCAACGACAUGUUACUCAAUGGUUAUGCAGAGAAAGUACCUACCCAGCAGUUAAGUGGCAGCAGUGGUAAAGUGUGGUACAUUCCUCACCACGGAAUAUAUCAUCCCAGGAAGAAAAGUCUGCGUGUGGUAUUUGACUGUUCUGCAUCAUUUAAAGGAUCAUCAUUGAAUGAACAGCUCCUGCAAGGUCCCAACUUUAAUAGCACACUGAUUGGAGUCCUCCUGAGGUUUCGGCAAGAACCUGUGGCAUUCAUGGGGGAUGUGCAAGCAAUGUACUAUCAAGUUAAGGUUCCAGAGGAGGAUAGAGACCUUCUGCGGUUCUUGUGGUGGCCUGAGGGAGAUCUCACGAAAGAUGCGUCAGAAUUCCGCAUGACUGUCCAUUUAUUUGGUGCGGUAUCAUCUCCAAGCUGUGCCAUCUUUGCUCUGAGGAAAACAGCUGAUGAUAAUCAGGCUGAAUUUCCAGCAGAAAUUCCACAAACUGUCAAAGAAAACUUCUAUGUCGACGACUGCUUGAAGAGUGUAGAAUCUGAGAAGAAAGCUGUAACAAUGAUCAAACACCUGACCACGCUCUGCCAAAAGGGAGGAUUUACCUUGACAAAGUGGGUAAGCAACAGUUGCUAUGUACUGCAAGCCAUGCCACAGGAAUAUAGAGCUAAGGGUGUGGAAGAACUUGACAUGGACCGAGAUGAACUUCCCAUGGAAAGAGCCCUUGGAUUACAGUGGUGUGUUCAGAAGGACACAUUUACAUUCAAAAUGGCACCUUGUCAACGGUCCUGUACUAGACGUGGAAUGCUAUCUGUCUCCAGUUCAGUGUAUGACCCACUUGGUUUCCUGGCACCAAUUCUACUACCUGCAAAGAUAAUGCUGCAAGAAUUGUGCAGAAGAAACUAUGGAUGGGAUGAAACGGUACCUCAAGAGCUACUACACCGCUGGACAAGAUGGAUAGAGGAGUUGGAAAUGCUGUCUAACUUUGAGAUUAAUAGAUGCAUCAAGCCCAAAGACUUUGGAACUGCCAUACAUGCUGAGCUUCAUCAUUUCUCAGAUGCUAGCGAACUAGGAUAUGGGGCAGUUACUUAUCUCAGGAUGCAAAAUAGCAAAAAUGUCAUCCACGUUGCAUUUGUGAUGGGCAAAGCCAGAGUUACACCUUUAAAGACUGUUACCAUUCCCCGUCUAGAGUUAACAGCUGCAGUUCUUGCCGUUCGUAUGGAUCUGAUGCUGAAAAAAGAGCUGCAAAUCCCACUGGCAGAAUCAAUAUUCUGGACAGACAGCACAUCAGUGCUUAAGUACAUAAAUAAUGAAGACAGACGUUUUCAUACGUUCGUGGCUAAUAGGGUCACCAUUAUAAGAGAAGCAACAACAACUUUACAGUGGCGGUACAUUCGUUCCAAGGAAAACCCAGCAGAUGAUGCAUCUAGAGGUCUGAGGGUUGGUGACUUCAUUGAACACAAUAGGUGGAUAGUAGGUCCAAGUUUCUUGUAUAAGUCAGAAGAGGAUUGGCCAGCUGAUAGAGCUGACAUGGUGAUCAAAAUUGAUGAUCCGGAAAUAAAAAGAGAAGUUUUAGUUAACGCAGUAAGUGUAACUGACUCCUCAGAUAGCACCACUCGUUUAAUUGCGCAUUUCUCAGAUUGGAAGAGAUUGAGGGUAGCCGUAGCUUGGUUUCUUAAGUAUAAGCGAAUGCUUCAGGAACGGUCUCACAAGAAGAAGGAGACUAAGACUUCUUAUGUGGGUAUUCAGAGUGUUCCAGUGCCUGAAAGGUGCACUUUGUCCAUUGAAGACAUAAGUGAGGCAGAGCUUGCCAUUAUACGCUUUUGUCAACAGCAACGAUUUAGUGAGGAAAUCGCUACCUUGUCAGCUGGAAAAGGAACUGUGAGUAAGCAAAGCCCUCUGUACAAACUGGAUCCACGUCUGGAUAACGGACUUCUAAGAGUCGGUGGGCGACUAGCCAGAGGUUCACUACCAGAGGAAGCUAAGCAUCCACUGAUUUUGUCCAAAGACCAACAUAUAGCUACUCUCCUCCUGCGAAAUAUUCAUGAACGGCUCGGACAUUGUGGUCGAAACCACAUACUGUCCACAUUACGAAGGAAAUAUUGGAUCACAGGUGCUAAUUCGGCAGUAAGAAAGAUAAUGUCUGACUGUUGUCUCUGCAGAAGACAAAAUGGUCGAAUGAUGCUACAGAAGAUGGCAGACUUGCCCAUGGAGAGGAUUCUUCCGGACAAACCACCAUUCACCAACACUGGGGUUGACUACUUUGGUCCUAUAGAGGUGAAAAAAGGACGAGGCACUGCCAAGCGAUAUGGCGUGAUAUUCACUUGCCUGUCUAGUAGAGCAGUCCACCUUGAAAUAGCCAACUCGUUGAAUACAGACGCAUACAUUAAUGCAAUACGUCGGUUUGUCUGUAGAAGAGGUCAAGUUGUUAAUUUACUGUCUGACAAUGGUACCAAUUUUAAAGGAGCAGAGAAGGAACUCAGAGAGGCACUCCUAACCUUGAACCAGACAAAUAUUGGAGGAAUGCUACAACAAAAGGGCAUCAAAUGGAGUUUCAAUCCUCCUUCAGCGUCGCACUAUGGUGGUGUUUGGGAGCGUAUGAUUCGCAUGGUGAGAAGA
Molecule: messenger RNA, 3319 nt
Organism: Danio rerio (zebrafish)
Lineage: Eukaryota; Metazoa; Chordata; Actinopteri; Cypriniformes; Danionidae
Source: RefSeq, a predicted model, not a curated record